Molecule: messenger RNA, 1928 nt
Organism: Aspergillus versicolor CBS 583.65
Lineage: Eukaryota; Fungi; Ascomycota; Eurotiomycetes; Eurotiales; Aspergillaceae
Product: Zn(II)2Cys6 transcription factor
Exons: 3
Coding region: 1-1851 (616 amino acids)
Biological process (GO): positive regulation of transcription by RNA polymerase II
Cellular component (GO): nucleus
Molecular function (GO): transcription cis-regulatory region binding; zinc ion binding; DNA-binding transcription factor activity, RNA polymerase II-specific
Source: RefSeq, a predicted model, not a curated record
AUGCCUAGAGCACCGAAGAGUCGAAAUGGCUGCAUUACAUGUCGCAGGAAGCGACUCAAAUGCGACGAAGCGAAACCGUCCUGCGAGCGAUGCACAAACUCCAGAACUCCGUGCGAAGGAUACAGAAAGCGCGAGUUCCAGUGGCGGUUCAUCGAGCAGCAGCCUCUUGCCAAAUCACCCUCUGCGCGAUCCUCGAGCAGCGAUGGAUCUGCCCUGCACUCGGCCUUUGCGUCUGCAGCUCGCGUUUUUGAAGGAUUACACGCAACUCCAUCGAUGACUGAGACUCUUGAUAAUUUGGACGCCGAAGGGUCAAGUACAUUCUCUCCCCGAUCAGAACAUAGCAGCACGGUGUCGGUGUCUGCCCGACUGCCAGGCUUAACGACCUCCGACAGCUCGCCCACAUCGCAGCGAAAUACAGGGCCUGAAAGCGAGUCAGAAUCUGCUUUGGCUGCAGUAGACUACUUGUACUCUCUAUCGGAUGCUGAUAUACCUGGCACCAGCACUCAAUAUAUCACUGGGGAGCAGGUCGACGAGGCUAUCACAGUACCCAUGCUCCCAACGACGCAGCACGAAAGUUCAUAUGAUGUGGAAGAUUUAGCCAUCUGUGAACAGCUGCUGGGACCAUCCAUAUUAGUCGAACCUUCACUCGAUAUCUCCUCUCCAGACGCCCUGAUGCUGCGAUACAACCAGGACACUUGCGGCAUUCUCUCCUUAAAAGACGGACCAAGAGAGAACCCAUGGCGCACACUCAUCGGGCCGCUAUCCUCAAGCUCACUGGCGGUUCGCUGUGCUUUAUCAUCCAUGGCAGCGUCCCAUGGCUCCUACGAUAAUCCCAGUCUGCGUCUCAGCAGCAUCAACGGUCGCAGCCAAAGUAUCAAAGCACUUCUCACCGAGAUAGAUGAUUUCCGCUUGGUGCCUGCACUGGCAACGUCCCUGGUAAUUGCCUUUGCCGAGGGCUGGGAAGAGCCUAUAAAUUCCACGCAUCACUUACGCGGUGCCAGGGGGCUCGUCAGGGACUUCAUGCAGGACCGAAGCGCCGUGGCGAAAUUGCAAGACCAGACUACGGAUUCAAAAGCGCUCAGAUAUCUGUGUAACACAUUUGUUUACAUGGAUGUUAUCUCUCGAUUGACAAGCCUCGAGGAAUCCAAUACCAGCUAUGAAGCUAUCGUGUCUGCAACGAACCUCCCUACAAGAGGCUUGAUGGAGGUCGACCCUCUGCUUGGAUGCGCCAGUUCAUUGUUCCCUAUGAUCGCCAGAGUAGCGAACGUUGUUCAAAAGGUCCGUAAAGGGUCCUCUAUUAGUCUGACCUUGAUCAGCGAGGCUGGCCAGCUUCAAGAGCAGCUGCAGCAGUGGGCAGUGCCCAAUGCUGCUGUAUUCCAGACCUUCGAAGAUAGCACCAGCCAGGUUCGCCAUGCGGUCAUCACGGCCGAUGCCCUGCGAUAUGCGGCACUCCUAUAUCUCCACCAGGCAGUCCCUGAAAUUCUAUCAGAGCCCGACGCUGCGAAAUCGCUCGCCCGGAAGGUCCUCGUCAGGCUGGCCACGGUUCCGUCGACGAGUCGUGCUCUCAACACACAUAUCUUCCCCCUUCUGAUCGCAAGUUGCGAAGUCACCGACAGGGAAGAUCGUGAUUGGGUAAAAGACCGGUGGCUGUCGAUGGCUGCGCGGCUGAAGGUUCGCAACGUUGACAGCUGCUGGCGAAUUGUACAGGAAGUCUGGGGCCGACGGGACCAGCAGCGGGGUGAGUGCCCACCAAGCUGUUCUCAUACUUUGGGCUUUGAAUUCAAGGUAGGUUGCAAAUUGCACUGGCUCGGUGCUAUGAUGGACAUGCAAUGGGAAGUGUUUGCCGGAUAAUACGGUCUUUGCGCCUCACAUUCCCUUCGUGUUACUAGAUAUACUGGAUCUAAUUGAAUUUAAAUAUCUGGAAUUAG